GACAGCACCAGGGGCAGCCGCAAGAGUUCUAGGAGCGCCGGCCUGAGUGCAACUGGAGGGGCCGCGCGGUCUCCACCAGCGGCCGCAGGACCGCGGAGCAGCUCUAGCUUGCUGGCCGGUCUGCGCUCUCGCACACCGGAUCUCCGCCUCGUGCCAAGGCGCAGCGCGUGGAGCGCCUGCUUCGCUUGGCCCCCUCAAGCGUCACCAUGCUGCCGCUGCAGCUGUGCUGGCUGCCGCUGCUCGUCGCCCUGCUACCGCCUGUGCCCGCGCAGAAGUUCUCAGCGCUCACGUUCUUGAGGGUCGACCAAGACAAAGACAGAGACUGUAGCCUGGACUGCUCAAGCUCCUCCCAGAAGCCUCUCUGUGCCUCCGACGGGAGGACCUUCCUGUCCCGAUGCGAGUUCCAGAGAGCCAAGUGCAAAGACCCACAGCUGGAGAUCGCCCACCGUGGGAAUUGCAAAGAUGUGUCCAGGUGUGUGGCUGAGAGGAAGUAUACCCAGGAGCAGGCCCGGAAGGAAUUCCAGCAAGUGUUUAUCCCGGAAUGCAACGAUGAUGGCACCUAUAGUCAGGUCCAGUGUCACAGCUACACGGGUUACUGUUGGUGCGUGACACCAAACGGAAGGCCCAUCAGCGGCACCGCUGUGGCCCACAAGACACCCAGGUGCCCUGGGUCAAUAAAUGAAAAGUUGCCCCCACGGGAAGGUGCAGGAAAAGCAGUCUCCUUGCAAAUCUUUUCCAUUCUGAAUUCAGAUGAUGCUGCAGCCCCAGCAUUGGAGACUCAGCCCCAAGGAGAUGAAGAAGAUAUCGCAUCACGCUACCCUACACUCUGGACUGAGCAAGUUAAAAGCCGGCAGAACAAGACCAAUAAAAAUUCAGCUUCCUCCUGUGACCAGGAGCACCAGUCAGCUCUCGAGGAGGCCAAGCAGCCCAAAAACGACAACGUAGUGAUCCCCGAGUGUGCACACGGUGGCCUCUACAAGCCAGUACAGUGCCACCCGUCCACUGGUUACUGCUGGUGUGUGCUGGUGGACACCGGGCGGCCCAUUCCGGGGACCUCCACCAGGUAUGAGCAGCCCAAGUGUGACCACACCGCUCGAGCUCACCCAGCGAAGGCCCGGGACCUGUUCAAGAACCGGCCCCUGCAGGGUUGUCCUGGUGCCAAAAAGCAUGAGUUUCUGACAAGUGUCCUGGAUGCACUCUCCACAGACAUGGUUCAUGCCGUCUCCGACCCCUCUUCCUCCUCUGGAAGGUUGUCAGAGCCAGACCCCAGCCACACUCUGGAGGAGAGGGUGGUGCAUUGGUACUUCAAGCUCCUUGAUAAGAACGCUAGCGGGGACAUCGGCAAGAAGGAAAUCAAACCCUUUAAGAGGUUCCUGAGAAAGAAAUCCAAGCCCAAAAAGUGUGUGAAGAAGUUUCUGGAAUACUGUGACGUGAACAACGACAAGUCCAUUACUGUGCAGGAGCUGAUGGGUUGCUUGGGUGUCAGCAGAGAGGAGGGCAAAGCCGGCACCAGGAAGCGCCACACCCCCAGAGGAAAUGCUGAAAGUUCAUCUAACAGACAGCCCAGAAGACAAGGAUGAAUGGCUGACUAUCCAAGGCAGUUCCUAGACAUGUGGGGAUUUCCCUCAACAAAGAGCUAUUAAAACGGAAAGAAAAAAAAUACAUAUAGUAUUUGCACUUUGUACUUUAAAUGUAAAUUCACUUUGUAGAGAUGAGAUAUUUAAGCAGACUGUUUUGAUCUGUGAAAACGGAAGGCUGGCUUCGGGAAAUUAAUCACAUACAAUGUAUGUGUCCUUGUUUGCCCUUGAAGAUCUAUGCUGGUGGGGAUGGGCUUUUGAAUGCUUUUCAACUUCACUUCCUUGUGCCUUUGAGGAGGGCCCGGUUUGUACCCUGGCCCUUUCCUUUGCCUGCUCCCAGCAGUUGGCUUGCUCCCAGCGCUCUUGGAUGCCAGCCAGGAGACCAUCACACCCUUAGAAGCUGGCAGGGCCAUGCCGUUUACAAGCAUGAUCACCUGUGUAUGGUUUGCCCGCUCCAUGAGGUUUUCCUGUCUAGAGAUGUCACUCAGCACCGUGGGUCACACAGGCAUAGCCUUUACCUCUCUCUAGCAGCCUCUGGUGGAGGCCGUGCUUCAGACUCUGUCAGACUCCAGUCUGAGCUUCUGCUUGAGUUUUGCCUCUGCUUGAGCCAAUCCUGCUGUUAAGUCUCCAGGGCUCUGAGUGGGCAGACGGCCAGAGGGUUCUCCUUCAGAGAGCAAACCUAACUGUGGCAGACAUGUCUCCAUCCCAGUGGCUCAGUACCCAGCCCACCUGCUUCUUUUCUAAGUGGCUGUUUGAUCCUGCUGUGGCCCUCCCCAGGGCUCCCUGGAAGGGAACAAUGUCUUCUACGGAGACCGUGGACCACAUCCUGAGGAAGAUGCGGCUAGACUACGUCAUUCCUUCCGAGAGUACUGAAGUACAGGCAGCUAAGAAUGUCGUGACCACUCUUUGGAGGACUCCAGGGCAUGAGGGGUUCAUCCAAGGCCCUUAUGGGAUGAGUUAGGAACUGGAUUCCCACAGUGUAGGAGACUGGCCUGACCUGUGAGUGUGGAUGGCUGCCAUCGUCAGACCUAGGCUCUAGGUCAGUCUGUACUCACCGCUCUCAAGAAACAAUUACAGAUAGGGGGAGAGCUGGGGCCAUCCUCUCAGAUCAAGUUCUAUAUGGAAAACUGUUCAUGGCCCCCAGCCUCUCAGUGUGGAUGUGCACACACACUCCGGAAGGCCUUUGCUCAUUCGAACUGUGUAGAGGUAAGAAUUGACCAGCUCAUGCGCAUGUCAACAUUGUCUACAAAAGAAAGAGAGAGAGAGAGAGAGAAUGAUCCCAACUGUUUUUGGAUAAUCUUUUAUAUUUCUAAACCCUGAAUUUAAUCAUUUUAUUAGAUUAAAUAUGUUAUUAAAGCUG
Messenger RNA from Phodopus roborovskii (desert hamster), 2937 nucleotides. RefSeq names its product SPARC related modular calcium binding 2 (gene Smoc2). The coding region runs from base 207 to 1580 and encodes 457 amino acids. Gene Ontology annotation, cellular component: basement membrane. NCBI's taxonomy places the organism in Eukaryota, Metazoa, Chordata, Mammalia, Rodentia, Cricetidae. The transcript is spliced from 13 exons. The record is from RefSeq and is a predicted model, not a curated record. Gene Ontology annotation, biological process: extracellular matrix organization. Gene Ontology annotation, molecular function: calcium ion binding; extracellular matrix binding; protein binding.